This is a messenger RNA of Bombina bombina (fire-bellied toad), 1639 nucleotides long. RefSeq names its product cholinergic receptor nicotinic beta 1 subunit (gene CHRNB1). The record is from RefSeq and is a predicted model, not a curated record. Gene Ontology annotation, biological process: monoatomic ion transmembrane transport; signal transduction; regulation of membrane potential. Lineage: Eukaryota; Metazoa; Chordata; Amphibia; Anura; Bombinatoridae. Gene Ontology annotation, cellular component: neuron projection; synapse; postsynaptic membrane. Gene Ontology annotation, molecular function: acetylcholine-gated monoatomic cation-selective channel activity; transmembrane signaling receptor activity.
GACACAGAGACAGUCAUGGAGGAUAUGAGAAGAGCUAUACAGAUAGUGCUUGUAUCAGGAAUUUUACUACUUGGUACCAAAGCGUUUGACAAAGAGGGAGAACUGAAGGACAAACUGUUUGAGGAUUACAAUGUCAAUGUACGACCCACAAAAAAACCAGAAGAGAAGGUUACUGUGCAAGUGGGAAUGACACUGUCACAGCUCAUCACUCUGAAUGAAAAAGACGAGGAGCUCAUAACAAAGGUCUACAUGAAUUUGGCAUGGUGGGAUUACCGCCUUUCAUGGAAUCCUGCAUCUUAUGGCGGCAUAGAGUUUCUGCGAAUCGCAUCCUCUGAUGUUUGGAAGCCAGAUAUUGUCUUGAUGAACAAUAAUGAUGGUAACUUUGAAGUUUCAUUAGAAGUAGAUAUUCAUGUUACAUCAACAGGUAAUGUGACGUGGGUGCCACCUGCGCGGUACCAAAGCAGCUGUAGCAUUGAGGUCACAUACUUCCCCUUUGACUGGCAGAAUUGCAGUAUGGUGUUCCGGUCCUAUACAUAUGACGCAGAUGAAGUGACAUUGGUUCAUCCCAGAGAUGCAGAGGGACGGGAAAUAAAACAAACUGUCAUAUUGCCUAACACUUUCCUGGAGAACGGACAAUGGGAUAUCCGACAUCACUCCUCCCGUAAGAACACACUCCCCAUGGAUCCAACAUAUGAAGAUAUCACAUUCUAUCUGGUCAUACAAAGGAAACCGCUCUUCUACAUUGUGAACAUUAUUGUACCCUGCGUCCUGAUCUCGAUCCUGGCUAUUUUUGUGUUCUAUCUUCCUCCAGACGCAGGUGAGAAGAUGACACUGUCUAUCUUCGCUCUUCUCACACUCACUGUGUUCCUCCUGCUUUUGGCUGAUAAAGUCCCUGAAACCUCACUCGCUGUCCCCAUCAUUGUUAAUUAUCUCAUGUUCACUAUGGUUCUCGUCACCUUUUCUGUCAUCCUGAGUGUUGUUGUGCUAAAUUUGCACCACCGAUCCCCAAACACGCACCAUAUGCCCCAGUGGGUGCGGCAGAUAUUUAUUCUUCACCUACCUCGUUAUCUUCGAAUUCGCCGUCCCAAGCAAGAGCAGCCUCUCCCAGUGUUACCUCCCCCUCGUCCAACACACCAUGUGCAGUCACCGCGUCAUGCUGAUGAAUACUUUAUCCGUAAACCUGAAAAUGACUUUAUUUUUCCAAAACCAGACAGACCAUUCUCUCGGGACAUGCGUUGGUUUUAUGGUCCUAGCAUGGGCCUUAAACUCCCAGAGGACCUCCAAUCAGCUAUAAGUGCUAUCAGAUACCUUGCAGAGCAACUACAGGAGCAGGAGGACUAUGAUGCACUGAAGGAAGACUGGCAGUACGUAGCAAUGGUAGUUGAUCGUCUCUUCCUCUGGACAUUUAUCACAAUUACCAGCAUUGGGACUCUAAGCAUCUUCCUUGAUGCCAGCCACAAUCUGCCGCCAGAUGUGCCUUUUCCAUGAUGCCGCCAGAUCACCCCCCUUUCACUGUGCAAACUUUCGUACCCUGUCAUGAAAUAAUUUAUACUACAAAUUGAAAAAAGAAAUAGAAGGUUUUAUAUAUGACAUUAAUUUGAUACUGAGUUAUAAAGCUAAAGAUGUUUCAUUAUUAAAA